Messenger RNA from Tachysurus fulvidraco (yellow catfish), 2742 nucleotides. Its product is annotated as b(0,+)-type amino acid transporter 1-like. NCBI's taxonomy places the organism in Eukaryota, Metazoa, Chordata, Actinopteri, Siluriformes, Bagridae. Gene Ontology annotation, biological process: amino acid transmembrane transport. The coding region runs from base 129 to 2123 and encodes 664 amino acids. Gene Ontology annotation, molecular function: L-amino acid transmembrane transporter activity. Gene Ontology annotation, cellular component: membrane. The record is from RefSeq and is a predicted model, not a curated record. The transcript has 7 exons.
AUACUGAACACCUAUGCAGUAAGCUAUACAGUAUAGUGGGUUGAGUUUAAAAUGUGACAGUAGGUAGGGCAGCGGACACUACCACAAUACAUCAAGUGGAAAGGUCAGUCAUACAUAGAGUUAUAGACAUGGACAACACAGCUAAGAAACUUCAGCUAAAGACAGAGGUGGGACUGAUUGGAGGAGUGUCCCUUGUUGCAGGGGUUAUGGUCGGCUCUGGGAUCUUUAUAUCCCCACAGAUUGUACUGCUGAACAUUGGGAGUCCUGGGGCUAGCUUGGUGACCUGGGCUGGCUGUGGAUUGUUGUCAAUGCUGGCAUCACUGAGCUAUGCUGAACUGGGAACAGUGAUUUGUGAAUCUGGAGGUGAAUACAUCUACACACUGCGUACUUCUGGCAACUUCAUGGCAUUUCUCUAUGCUUUUACCUCUGUGCUGUUUGUGAGGCCAACCAGUUUAAGUGGAAGUGCUCUUAGCUUUGCGCUCUAUGCUGUUGCACCCUUCUAUGAAGACUGUGAACCCCCAGCCCUUGUAGUAAAGUCUGUAGCUGCAUGUGGAAUUGUCUUCUUGGCCAUAUUGAACUGCCUGAAUGUGCGCUCCUCCAUGGCUGUCACCACAAUCCUCAUGGCAGUUAAGUUCCUUGCACUGGCAGUUAUUUCUAUUAAUGGUGUGAUUUUGCUUAUCCAAGGAGGCACUGGAAAUCUUCAGAAUGCAUUUGAGGGGACCAGCUACAGCAUUAGUGGGACUGGAAUGGCUUUCUACCAGUGUCUGUGGGCCUAUGAUGGUUGGAGCACUCUUAAUUCAAUCACUGAAGAGCUUAAGAGUCCUGAGACUGUACUGCUGAACAUCGGGAGUCCUGGGGGUAGCUUGGUGAUCUGGGCCUGCUGUGGGCUGUUGGCAAUAUUGGCAUCACUGGCGUACGCUGAGCUAGGAACAACGAUCCGUGAAUCUGGAGGUGAAUACAUCUAUAUAAUACGCACGUCUGGCAACCCGAUGGCCUUUAUAUUUGCAUUCACCUCUGUUCUGGUUGUGAGGCCAACCAGUAUGACUGGACUGGCUCUCAGCUUUGCCCAGAAUGCUGUUGCACCGUUCUAUGAAGACUGUGCACCUCCGGCUGUGGUGGUGAAGUCUGUAGCUGCUGUUGGCCUCUUACUCUUGGUCACUGUGAACUGCCUGAAUGUGCGAUUUUCCCUCGCUGUCUCAACCAUCCUAAUGGCAGUUAAGUUCCUUGCACUGCUUGUUAUUUCCAUUGGUGGUGUGGUGUUGCUUAUUCAAGGCAACACUGGCAAUCUUCAAAAUGCAUUUGAGGGGACAAGCCAAAGCGUUGGUGUGAUAGGAAUGGCUUUCUAUCAGUGUCUGUGGUCUUAUGAUGGCUGGAACAACCUGAACUCUGUAACUGAAGAGCUUAAGCGUCCAGAGGUAAAUCUCCCCCGGGCAUUACUGAUUGCCAUCCCGAUGGUAACCAUCCUCUACUUGCUGGUUAAUGUCAGUUAUCUGGCUGCCAUGACUCCAAGAGAAAUGAUGGUAUCCAGUGCUGUAGCAGUUACAUGGGGCAAUAAGGUCCUGGGUAGCUGGGGCUGGGUGAUGUCUAUUGCUGCAGCACUGUCAUCCUUCGGCUCUCUAAAUGGAUCCUUUUUUAGCGGAGGACGAGUUUGUUUUGUCGCUGCCCGAGAGGGUCAUAUGCCUAACAUCCUAGCUAUGGCUCAUGUGCGGCGUCUCACUCCCUCUCCAGCUCUCAUCUUCACCACCAUCAUCUCCCUCAUUGUACUCAUUCCUGGAGAUUUUCAGGGUAUAGUCAACUUUUUCAGCUUUACAGCCUGGUUCUUCUAUGGAGUUACGAUAGCAGGGUUACUCUAUCUAAAAAUAAAAUUUCCUGAUCUUCCUCGUGCAUACACGGUACCCAUUAUUAUUCCUAUCCUGGUGCUGCUGGCAUCUGUGUUCCUGGUUCUAGCUCCGAUCGUUGACAAUCCUCAGCUCGAGUACCUGUAUGUCACCCUCUUCAUCCUAAGUGGUGCUUUGAUUUAUAUUCCAUUGAUUCACUUCAAACUGUGUCCACACUUGCUGGACAAACUCACAGUGUUCCUGCAGCUCAUCCUGGAGGUUGCACCAGCUGAGAAAAAUGUAUAACACACCACAUCAGUCUUGGAGGAAGGUUAAUAUUUGUCUCCAAAUGUUCCCAAAGAAAUGUUUUACCAAAUUUGUCAGUCAGUCACAGCCUAAAUUGUUUUUUUUUGGGGGGGGGGUUUUGUAAUUGUGUGUUAGCAGUUUCCAAAGGUAUUGUGGCACAAUGAUUGUUAUUAAAUAAUACAGCAAAUAUCACAGUGGAUUCUCAUUGUAAAUACUGUAUUAAUGUCAUCUUAACUUAAAAUUGUAUUAAAUUCUUUAUUUUAGUGUUUGAGCUGUGUAAAGAGUCAUGUAUAAACAUGUGUAAAGUGUCAGUUUGUGUUAUUACAUACGAUCAUGGAAAUUGAAUUAAUUAGAAGUUAGAUAAGUUCUCCAGAUCAUUAAAGAUCCCAAAACAAUGUUUCACCAAAUUCAACAUUGUAUGUCUCUUAUGUUUCAUAAAUGUUGACAAAAGGGUACAUCUAGGACUUUUGAAAUACAUAAAGUUGGCAAAAUCUUAAGUUUUCAGUAAUAUUUGUUAGCUUUAAGAAAUAAAAUAAUAUCAAAUACCUUAUUUGCUUUUUUUUCUGCCAAGAAAUGAUACAGACCUUUAAAUGAGCUAAAUAAACAAAUCUUUACUUUA